Molecule: messenger RNA, 474 nt
Organism: Paramacrobiotus metropolitanus
Lineage: Eukaryota; Metazoa; Tardigrada; Eutardigrada; Parachela; Macrobiotidae
Exons: 1
Coding region: 1-474 (157 amino acids)
Source: RefSeq, a predicted model, not a curated record
AUGCCUUCGGGAAGUGGUACAGCCAUGCUGUCGGGAGGAAGAAAGGAGGACACCGGUGGAUUGAUGAGGUUCGAGCCAGUGAUGACCUGGCGAUCCUGGCAGUAUCGCUACAAAAACUACGUAGCACUACACAAGGUCACAGACACGGCCGAGCAGAAGGCGGUGUUGCUGGACGCCUUAGGCGUGGAGGCGCUGGAGAUCCUUAUUUCCAUGUGCCUGCCUGGCAGUCCGGACGAUUUCACCGCUGGCCAGCUGGCAGAUAAACUGGAGCAAGUGUUUGUGAAGAAAACGCUGAAGGAGACGGAGUGGGCGUUGUACUUUAGGAUAAAGCAGGAACCUGGGGAGACGCUCCUGGAGUUCUCAAUAGACUGCGCCGGAAGGCGACUGGUUGUGGUUCCUGCGACAGUCCUGGAGCAGAACAUGAUGGCUGCAUUUACCAAUGGACUGGUGAACGAAACACCAGGCUGCACCUGA